CCACGGACAGUUGCAUUGUGCAUAGUGUGUCUGAAUCAGUUCUCAAGCCAUGAUCACACCCAUUACAAUCACUCUAAUCUUCCUCGUGCUGUCCGUUCACGGAGAAGAUGAGGUGUGCACAGCAGGUGAAAAUUUCGAUAUCUGCAAAAGGUCUGACACCGUGACCCGAGUGACCCGCAAUAACAUGCGUUCCAUCAGCACAGUUCUCCCUUUGGAAACGGCUGGCGAUGUCACUAUCGGCCCAAAGGCCUUCAGUAAGUUGAAUAUAACUGCUCUCCUUAUCAAUCUCCGCACCGAUGGUCUGUACAAUAAAUCGCCUAGCAACUGUUUGUCGCUGCAACCAGACUCGUUCGCUGAGCUGGACAAUUUGGCGUCUCUUUCUAUCAGAAACGCGAACAUUAACUACACUGGAAAUCCAUUGGCUCCACUCGAUUCGCUAGCAUCUUUGAGCUUGUUAAGUUGCGGAAUUAGUGACGUUCCAGUGGAUAUGUUGACGACCUUACCGAAUCUGUUAGAACUAAUUUUGAGAGACAAUCAUCUGCGCGUCGUCCGUCCAAACGCUUUCCUCUCCGUGAAGAAUUUGAAGUACCUUGAUUUGAGUAGAAAUGGAAUCACUAGUCUUGAACCAGGAUGUUUCAGUGGAUUGGCGACGCUGGAAAUAUUGGACCUAUCUUUGAAUUUUGUUACCGCCGGGCCUGCUGUCCUCAGUGGAUUGAGUGGCUUGAAGAAGCUUGAUUUGAUGAACGCUUUCGAUACCAGCGGAUUCCAACCUGUUAUACUCCAGGAUGUGCCAGCUGUCACUCAUCUUCGAUUAGAUUCGAAUAAGAUAACUUCUUUACAAACCACAGCGUUCGAUAAUGUUCCCCUAUUAAGUGGCCUUUCAUUGGGUGGAAACUUCUUGCGGAUCAUUCCCAAAGGGCUUUUUGGACAACUAAAAUCUUUGGAGGAACUCGAUUUGAAAGAGAAUACAAUUGAAAUGAUAGAACCAGGCGCAUUUUCUGGGUUGAAUCUCACCACUUUGGAUCUGUCUCACAACGACAUCCAGAAAAUUGGCACGGGAACCUUUACUGGGCUUGUGGUAAAUAAACUGAUCCUUCAGAAGAACCAAAUUGAAGAGCUGGGGCCGCAGGCCUUCGACGGAUUGACUGCUGAGGAGAUGGAUCUGAGCCAAAAUUCUUUGGAAAAAAUUGACGCUGAAGACUUCUCCGGUCUCAAAAUCGGAACAUUGGAUUUGAGCAGCAAUCGAAUGGAAGACAUCGCUCCGGGAGCAUUCAACAAUACUGAAGUUAGGAAACUUAGGCUGAACAUCAAUCCUAUUGGUACUGAGGGGAGAACUACUUGGGGUCUUUCCGACUCAGUCGAAGUACAAGUGUAAAGUCGUGAGGGUUUUCUUUAGUUAAGUAUAAAGAAUUAAAUUCAUGUUGGCUAGAUCUUCUAGUGUUCUUGCAUUCCGAUCGGUUGGUGCAAUUCACGCAUUGCGCUCUAGUUGAAAAUCAUUCAAACUGAUCCAGUUCAGUAGCAAAGUGGUCAAACGGUUUAAGUCAAUUCAGUCUUUAGUUGAGUUUUACAUAAAUAUUGCCUAAUUUA
Molecule: messenger RNA, 1587 nt
Organism: Diachasma alloeum
Lineage: Eukaryota; Metazoa; Arthropoda; Insecta; Hymenoptera; Braconidae
Product: leucine-rich repeat-containing protein let-4
Exons: 1
Coding region: 50-1375 (441 amino acids)
Cellular component (GO): extracellular matrix
Molecular function (GO): protein binding
Source: RefSeq, a predicted model, not a curated record